AUGGCGAGUCACGACCCUGAAGCACGCCUGUCGCACCUGCAGAGCGCAGACGGCUCUGCGACGUUCUCCCACGCUGGCUACACCGUGGUUGGCGCUGUCAAUGGCCCGAUCGAGGUGCAGAGACGGGACGAACUGCCUGAGGAGGCCGUCGUCGACGUGAUCGUACGACCCGCCGCAGGGGUUGGAGGAACCAGAGAACGACAUCUCGAAUCUCUGCUGCAGUCAACCCUCCGCCAAAUCAUUCUCAUCAACAACUUCCCACGUACCUUGAUCCAGGUCACCCUGCAGGUGACCGUGUCCCCGGAAAACGAAUAUGUAAACGCCAAGCUUUCUCAGGCCGCUACGAACCUCCCCAUCCUGCCUACCCUGAUCCAGACUGCAUUGCUUGCACUGCUCUCAGCAGCUAUCCCCCUGACAGCUACUGUAACGGCGGCAGUCCUUGCCAUUGUGGCCGAUGAUGGAGCGAGCAGAAUCAUUGUAGACCCCACGGCGCGGGAGAUUCAGGUUUCACGGUCGCUGCAUGUCUUUGCCUUCACUUCUCGUGACGAACUUCUGCUCAACGAGAGCGAAGGCGAAUUUACCAUGCAGGAAUGGGACAAUGCUUUUGCAACCGCUCAGCGCCAAUGUUGUCCGGCUCCUACGUCGGAUGAUGUCGACAUGGAAGGCGGCUCUCAAGCUGAUCUGAAGAACUUCACUCGCUCGACCUUGGAAACGAAGACUGCCUCUGAUUUGUAUUGGAAGUAG
Neoarthrinium moseri is the source of this 744-nucleotide messenger RNA. RefSeq lists its product as uncharacterized. Gene Ontology annotation, cellular component: nucleolus; nuclear exosome (RNase complex); cytoplasmic exosome (RNase complex). The record is from RefSeq and is a predicted model, not a curated record. The transcript is spliced from 3 exons. Gene Ontology annotation, biological process: poly(A)-dependent snoRNA 3'-end processing; U4 snRNA 3'-end processing; rRNA catabolic process. Lineage: Eukaryota; Fungi; Ascomycota; Sordariomycetes; Amphisphaeriales; Apiosporaceae. The coding region runs from base 1 to 744 and encodes 247 amino acids.